CGUACUGCUUGGGGGAAGAUCCAGGAAGAGGAGAGGGAGGUCAUGUGACAGUUUAGAGGAGUUGUGUGCAGCUGAAGCUUCAGGUAAACAGGAAUGGGGCCUCUGGCAGUGACUCGGCUCCUGGUCCUGGUCUCGCUGACUGUGGCCCUGGAUAAUGGACUGCUGAGGACUCCACCGAUGGGAUGGAUGGCCUGGGAACGCUUCCGCUGUGACGUGGACUGCAAGGACGACCCGGAGAACUGCAUCAGUGAGGGUCUGUUCAGAGACAUGGCUGACCGGCUGGCUGAGGAUGGCUGGAAGGAGCUGGGUUAUGAUUAUGUGAUCAUAGACGACUGCUGGAUGUCCAGGCUGAGAGACAAAGGGGGGAGACUGCAGCCUGAACCCUCCAGGUUCCCAGGGGGAAUUGCAAAACUGGCCAGGUACGUCCACAACCGUGGACUGAAGCUUGGCAUCUAUGCAGACAUGGGCUCUCACACAUGCAUGGGAUACCCUGGGACCACACUGGACAAGAUUGAGCUUGAUGCCCAGACCUUUGCCAGCUGGGGGGUGGACUACCUGAAGUUUGACGGCUGUUACUCUAAUCCUGUGGAACAGAUGCUGGGUUAUCCUCUGAUGUCAAAGGCUUUGAAUGCUACAGGCAGACCAAUGGUCUACUCCUGCAGCUGGCCCGUCUACAUUGGAGGACUUCCCCCUAGUGUGAACUACUCUCUACUGGGGGAGAUCUGUCACCUGUGGAGGAACUACGAUGAUAUCCAGGACUCCUGGGACAGUGUGCAGGGAAUCGUCAACUGGUUCUCCAACAACCAGGAUGAUCUGCAGCCGGCAGCGGGACCCGGGCGGUGGAAUGACCCUGACAUGCUGAUCAUCGGUAACUUCGGCCUCAGCGUGGACCAGGCUCGCUCUCAGAUGGCUCUGUGGGCCGUCAUGGCGGCGCCUCUGAUCAUGUCUAAUGACCUGCGAAAUCUGGACAACAGUGCGAGGGCCAUCCUGCAGAACAAAGUGGCCAUCGCCAUCAACCAGGACCCCCUGGGUAUCCAGGGACGACGCCUGCUGCAGGAGAAGAGUCGUGUUGAGGUGUACUGGAGGCCUCUGUCUCACUCAGCCAGCAGCCUUGUGUUCCUGAGCCGGAGGACAGACAUGCCGCUCCUCUACCACUGCUCUCUGGAUAAACUCAACUAUGAAGCUGGAAACUAUGAGGCCUACGACGUGUUCACUGGCUCCACGGUGACGGGGCUGAAUGUCACCACAGAGUUCACGGUCUCCAUCAACCCCUCAGGUGUAGUCAUGUGGUACGUCUACCCACGGUCCUCACAGGCUGACGCGGUCCACAGGAGGGCCUCAGAGUCCAGAGUCCACCCAGCUGGACCUGAUCAUCGCUCAGUGUUAUGAAGAGGCUGAGCUGGGACUGCGAAAUACUGACAGACUCAAUUAAUACCAACCUGAUCUCCACUUAUCAAUUAACAGAUAUUUUCUCUGAAUCUUUAAUGAGCUUUUUCCUCAAAAUGAUUAAAACCUUCAUUGACUGUU
Seriola dumerili (greater amberjack) is the source of this 1527-nucleotide messenger RNA. Its product is annotated as alpha-N-acetylgalactosaminidase-like. The transcript has 9 exons. The record is from RefSeq and is a predicted model, not a curated record. Lineage: Eukaryota; Metazoa; Chordata; Actinopteri; Carangiformes; Carangidae. Gene Ontology annotation, biological process: oligosaccharide metabolic process; glycosylceramide catabolic process; glycoside catabolic process. Gene Ontology annotation, molecular function: alpha-galactosidase activity. Gene Ontology annotation, cellular component: cytoplasm. The coding region runs from base 94 to 1389 and encodes 431 amino acids.